CAUCCUUCGUCUUUCUGCAAUAACCCACGUACAGGACAUCGUCGAUAACCAUCGUUUGGUAUCCUUUACCAGUUCAGAAAUUCGAGGUGUCGCACGCUGCUUCUCAACUUGCAAACAAACCGAGUCGGAAAACCGCCGCGCUCGUCCUUUUUCUUGGCUCGAGACGUUAAGAUAAAUAGAUAAAGCUGAUCAAAGAAGAGUUUCGAAUCACCGUAAUUCCGAUCGCAUCUCGGUCAAGAUCUGGAGUGAGAUCGUUCCAUCGCAGGAAAGCUUGCUUCGAUCCAAGCAAAGAAACGAUCGAUUCGCAAAAGGUGCACUCACGGAUGCUGUAGUUUUACUCGAGAACCGCGAGACCAUUCGGCGAACGAAGAAGCAAAAUACAAAUACAAAUGGGCAACGGAGUGAUUCCAUUGAUGUUAGUGGCGAUGGUGCCCAUAAUCGGUGGUACUAUCGGCCAGCGUGCUCUCAGCAAGAGGAACGCGCCAACGAAUCUCGAUUAUCCCGACUAUUCGACCAAGUACGACGAGUAUCCGGUGGUAGUGCCAAAGAGGGCGGCUCUUUUGUUCGAUCAAUUGAUGGUCGCGUUGCAAAAAGUGGUGGACAACCAGAACAGAGGAGAACUCGGAGGCAGAACGUUGCCGAGGUCAUCGGGGCCUCACUUGCCGGUGGGAAAUUCGCAAAACAUUCCUGCAACGGACGAGCAAACGGUGAAGAUGGACCUUCAACGGCGCGGACAGGCAAAAGGACGGGUUUACUGGCGUUGUUACUUCAACGCUGUAACAUGCUUCAAGAGAAAGUGAUAAUGAACCAACGUAACCAGUCUACACCGCGACUUCGAAACCCGAUUCGACCACGAGAUUCCUCGCAUGCUUUUCCCGAUCAAAAGAGAAACAAAUAAAACACAAACUCAGGUCAAACUAUACCCUAAGUCAAAAAAUGAUUCUGUCUUUUCUUAUGAAUCGGACUUACCACUUGUCAGCCUGCGAAUUAUCGAAUCUAUUUGUCUACCUCUUCGAUGCUGUUCCUUUCUCUUAUCCGUUAUUAAUCACAGUGAAAGCAACAGUUGUAUUAAACAGUGUGUCAGCUUAUAUAUAUCAUUCUGGUUUAUAAAGCGUUCGACAUACAAGUAUCGAUUAAACGUAUCUACUUAAAGUGCAUCAAA
Bombus pyrosoma is the source of this 1162-nucleotide messenger RNA. RefSeq lists its product as uncharacterized. Bases 390 to 800 code for a protein of 136 amino acids. The record is from RefSeq and is a predicted model, not a curated record. The transcript has 3 exons. Lineage: Eukaryota; Metazoa; Arthropoda; Insecta; Hymenoptera; Apidae.